This is a messenger RNA of Lepus europaeus (European hare), 1068 nucleotides long. Its product is annotated as sperm-egg fusion protein Juno-like. The record is from RefSeq and is a predicted model, not a curated record. Gene Ontology annotation, molecular function: signaling receptor activity. The transcript has 2 exons. Gene Ontology annotation, biological process: fusion of sperm to egg plasma membrane involved in single fertilization; sperm-egg recognition; cell adhesion. Gene Ontology annotation, cellular component: external side of plasma membrane. Lineage: Eukaryota; Metazoa; Chordata; Mammalia; Lagomorpha; Leporidae.
AUGAUGCAGAGGCUAAUGGUCCCUGACCCCAGGCCAGUGUCUGUAGACAGAGCCUCUGGGCCUUCAUCAUCGCCCAUCAGAGUUCCAGGGUCCUGGCUGUCAGUCCAGUACCCCAGCCAGCACCACCAGAGGCUUACAGGAGCAGUACUGGGCAGUCGGUCACCUCAGAAGCAGAAAGGAAGUUGCACGGUUGGCUUUAUUCCUAUCCCAGGCUUCUCUGGUCUUGAUGGGCUCUGGAUUCCACAUCCAGCAUCAUGGCAUUGGUGGAUACAGGACACAGACCCAAGAAGAGGCUUGGAGUUUCUGCAGGCUCCUGCUUUGAAACAGAGCUCUGUCAAGCAGCGGUGGUGGUGGCUCCUGCUAGGAUUGUGGACGGUCCUGCCCACGGGGAGGGGGGACAAGCUGCUCAAUGUCUGCAUGAAUGCCAACCACCACAAGAGGGAGCCGGAUCCAGAAGAUGAGCUCUAUGUGGAGUGUGAGCCCUGGAAAGACAACGCCUGCUGCACAGCUACUACGAGCUGGGAAGCCCACCUGGAUGUGUCCCCGCUCUACAACUUCAGCUUCGUUCACUGUGGAUUGUUGACCCCAGACUGUCAUAGGCACUUCAUCCAAGCCAUCUGCUUCUACGAGUGCUCCCCAAACCUGGGGCCAUGGAUCUAGCCAGUGGACCCCAGUGGGCCAGAGCAGCGAGCUGUGGGCGUGCCAUUGUGCCAUGAGGACUGUGAGCAGUGGUGGGAAGACUGCCGCACGUCAUACACUUGCAAGUCCAACUGGCAUGGUGGCUGGGACUGGAGUCGGGGGAGGAACCGCUGCCCUGCAGGGGCCCCCUGCCGCCCAUUCCCCCACUACUUCCCCACCCCAGCUGACCUGUGUGAGAAGAUUUGGAACAACACCUUCAAGGCAAGCCCAGAGCACCAGGGCAGUGGACGGUGUCUUCAGAAGUGGUUCGAGCCUGCACAGGGCAACCCCAAUGUGGCUGUGGCCCGCCUCUUCGCCAGCCCCGCCCCAGCCUGGAAGCUCCCCUCCACCCUUGUGGGCUUCUCUCUAUUCCUGCCGUUCCUCCCCUAA